Molecule: messenger RNA, 8799 nt
Organism: Passer montanus (Eurasian tree sparrow)
Lineage: Eukaryota; Metazoa; Chordata; Aves; Passeriformes; Passeridae
Gene: AGRN
Product: agrin
Exons: 38
Biological process (GO): multicellular organism development; receptor clustering; cell differentiation
Molecular function (GO): calcium ion binding; laminin binding
Source: RefSeq, a predicted model, not a curated record
CUAACCCCCGCUCCCUCCUUAUCAGCAAUUCAGAUUGCAUGCAAAUCUGCGCGCUUUCUUCCAGGGCCGCGGCGGCGAGCGCCGAGCGCUCCUCCAGAUCUCCUCCUCCUCCUCCUCCUCCUCCUGGGAUUUUCCUCCUUCUCCCCUCCCCUCGCUCCCUCCCUCCCUCCUCUCUUUCUUUCCUCCUUUUUCACCUCCUGGAACAAAAGUGGCCCUUUGGGCUGCGCCGGCGCUGCCUUGCGAGCGCGGCCGCUUUGUCUGCCGGGGUCAGCGGCACCGCCACCGCCACCGCCAUGGGGACACGGCGGGCGCUGGCAGCGCUGGCACUGCUGGCGCUGGCGCUGGCCAGCUGCCCCGAGCGGGAGCUGCAGCGCCGGGAGGAGGAGGCCAACGUGGUGCUGACGGGCACGGUGGAGGAGAUCAUGAACGUGGACCCGGUGCACCACACCUACUCGUGCAAGGUGCGGGUCUGGCGCUACCUGAAGGGCAAGGACAUCGUCACCCACGAGAUCCUGCUGGACGGGGGCAACAAGGUGGUCAUCGGGGGCUUCGGGGACCCGCUGAUCUGUGACAACCAGGUGGCCACGGGGGACACGCGCAUCUUCUUCGUCAACCCCGCGCCGCAGGCGCUGUGGCCGGCGCACCGCAACGAGCUCAUGCUCAACUCCAGCCUGAUGCGCAUCACGCUGCGCAGCCUGGAGGAGGUGGAGCACUGCGUGGAAGAACAUAGGAAGCUUCUGGCCGACAAACCCAACAGUUACUUCACACAGACGCCGCCGCCGCCGCGGGAUGGGUGCCGGGGCAUGCUCUGUGGCUUCGGGGCCGUGUGCGAGCGCAGCCCCUCGGAGCCGGGCCAGGCCUCGUGCGUGUGCAGGAAGGGUCCCUGUGCCCCCGUGGUGGCCCCGGUGUGCGGCUCCGACCACUCCACCUACAGCAACGAGUGCGAGCUGGACCGGGCGCAGUGCAACCAGCAGAGGAGGAUCAAGGUGGUCAGCAAGGGACCCUGCGGCUCCAAGGACCCCUGCGCGGAGGUGACCUGCAGCUUUGGCAGCACGUGUGUCCCCUCCCCUGACGGCCAGGUGGCCAAGUGCGUGUGUCCCUCGUCGUGCAGCGGCGUCCCCGAGAGCCCCGUGUGCGGCAGCGACGGCCGCGACUACCGCAGCCAGUGCCACCUCAACAAGCACGCCUGCGACAAGCAGGAGAACGUCUUCAAGAAGUUCGACGGCCCCUGCGACCCGUGCCAGGCCGUGCCGAGCGAGCCGGGCCGCGUGUGCCGGGUGAACCCGCGGACGCGGCGGGCGGAGCUGCUGCCCCGGCCCGAGGGCUGUCCCCCGGGCAGGGACCCGGCCUGCGGCGACGACGGCGUCACCUACGACAGCGAGUGCGCCAUGGCGCGCGCCGGCGCCAUCCGGGGCAUGGACAUCCAGAAGGUGCGCUCGGGGCAGUGCCAGCCGCAGGACAAGUGCCAGGAGGAGUGCAGGUUCAACGCGGUGUGCCUGAACCGGCGCGGGGCCGCGCGCUGCUCCUGCGAGCGCAUCGCCUGCGACGGCGCCUUCCGGCCCCUGUGCGGCCGCGACGGCCGCACCUACGGCAGCGAGUGCCAGCGGCGCCGCGCCGAGUGCCUGCAGCAGCAGCACAUCCCCGCCCGCCACAGCGGGCCCUGCGACCUGGGCGCGCCCAGCCCCUGCCUGAGCGUGGAGUGCUCCUUCGGGGCCACGUGCGUGGUGAAGAACCAGCAGGCCGUGUGCGAGUGCCAGCAGCAGUGCCAGGGCCGCUACGACCCCGUGUGCGGCACCGACCAGCGCACCUACGGCAACCCCUGCGAGCUGCACGCCAUGGCCUGCCUGCUGCAGAGGGACAUCGGCCUGCGCCACAAGGGGCCCUGCGAGCGCUGUGGGAAGUGCCAGUUCGGUGCCAUCUGCGAGGCGGAGAGCGGGCGCUGCGUGUGCCCCACCGAGUGCGUGCCCUCGGCGCAGCCCGUCUGCGGCACCGACGGCAACACCUACGGCAGCGAGUGCGAGCUGCACGUCCGAGCCUGCACCCAGCAGAAGAACAUCCUGGUGGCUGCCCAGGGCCCCUGCAGGUCGUGUGGCAGCUCCGUGUGCUCCUUUGGUAGCCGCUGUGUGGGUGGGCAGUGCCUGUGCCCGCGCUGCGAGCGCCAGCCCCCGGCCCCCGUCUGCGGCACCGACGGCGUCACCUACGACAGCCCCUGCCAGCUGCAGGUGGCCUCGUGCCAGCUGCAGAAGAGCAUCGAGGUGGCCAGGAUGGGACCCUGUGAGGACGAGUGUGGCUCGGGGGGCUCUGGCUCGGGGGACGGCAGCGAGUGCGAGCAGGAGCGGUGCCGGCAGUUCGGGGGCUGGUGGGACGAGGACGCCGAGGACGAGCCCUGCGUGUGCGACUUCACCUGCGCGGCCGUGCCCCGCGGCCCGGUGUGCGGCUCUGACGGCGUCACCUACGGCAGCGAGUGCGAGCUGAAGAAGACGCGGUGUGAGAAACGCCAGGAGCUCUUUGUCACCGGCCAGGGAGCCUGCAGGGGCCUGGCCACCACCCCGCCGCCGCUGCUGGUGGUGCACUGCAGCCAGACCGUGUACGGCUGCUGCCCCGACAACGUCACCCUGGCGCUGGGCGUGGGAGCAGCCGGCUGUCCCAGCACGUGCCAGUGCAACCCGUACGGCUCCUACGGUGGCUCCUGUGACCCGGGCACGGGCCAGUGCUCCUGCAAGCCCGGCGUGGGCGGCCUCAAGUGCGACCGCUGCGAGCCCGGCUUCUGGAACUUCCGCGGCAUCGUCACCGACGGCCGGAGCGGCUGCACGCCGUGUCACUGUGACCCCGUGGGCUCGGUGCGGGAUGACUGCGAGCAGAUGUCGGGGCUGUGCUCCUGCAGGACGGGCAUCACGGGCAUGAAGUGCACCCAGUGCCCCGACGGCAGCACGCUGGGCACCGCGGGCUGCCACAAGGACCCCUCAGCCCCCAGGUCCUGCGAGGAGCUGAGCUGUGACUUCGGGGCCUCGUGCGUGGAGCUGAACGGCUUCGCCCACUGCGAGUGCCCGUCCCCGCUGUGCCCCGAGGCCAACACCACCAAGGUGUGUGGCUCUGAUGGUGUCACCUACGGGGACCAGUGCCAGCUGCGGACCAUCGCCUGCAGGCAGGGCCAGCACAUCACAGUCAAGCACGUGGGGCAGUGCCAUGGUGAGUGUCCCCGGGCAUACCACACUGAGUGUCCCCAGGACAGUGCCAUGCUCAGUGUCCCCAGGGCAGUGCCAUUGAGUGUCCCCUGGGCAGUGCCAUGCCCAGUGUCCCUGGGGCAGUGCCAUUGAGUGUCCCCUGGGCAGGCGCCGCCCACCGAGCGAGGCCACCCCGCCACCAGGCGUGUGACAACAGCCAGGCCGGCCACCACGGCCUGGGCCACCCCCGGCGUGCCCAGGGCCACCGUCCGCCCGCUGGUCACCGUGCCCGUGGUGGCGGGCACCAGCCAGCCGGGCUACGGCGAGUCCGGCAGCGCCGAGGGCAGUGGGGACCAGGACAUGGGCACCAGCGGGGACCAGGAGUCCAGCGGGGCGGGAUCUGCCGGCGAGGAGGAGCUGGCCGAGGCCCAGGUGACAUCCACGCCUGCCAUCGAGAGGGCCACGUGCUACAACAGCGCCCUGGGCUGCUGCGCCGACGGCAAAACCGCCAUGGCCGACAGCGAGGGCAGCAACUGCCCCGCCACCAAGGUGUUCCAAGGAGUGCUGAUCCUGGAGGAGGUGGAGGGCCAGGAGCUGUUCUACACCCCGGAGAUGGCCGACCCCAAAUCCGAGCUCUUCGGGGAGACGGCGCGGAGCAUCGAGAGCGCGCUGGACGAGCUGUUCCGAGGUUCUGAUGUCAGGAAGGAUUUCAGGAGCAUCCGCGUGCGGGACCUGGGCCAGAGCAGCGCCGUCAGGGUCAUCGUGGAGGCCCACUUUGACCCAGCCACGUCCUGCACGGCUGCUGAUGUCCAGGGGGCUCUGCUGAAGCAGCUCCGAGCUGCCAAGAGAAAAACCAUCCUGGUGAAGCAGCCCCAGCAGGAGCACAUCAAAUUCAUGGAUUUUGACUGGAUCCCCCGGCUCUUCACCACCACCGUCACCACCACCACGGCCACCACCAUGGCACCGGGCACCACCCGCAGGGUGCCCGCGCCCACCGCGGCCCCGGGGCAGCAGGGCGAGCCCGGGGGCAGCCCCGGCCCCGUGCUGGGCACCCUCAGGAGCCCUGGCAGCACCCCCAGGAGCCCUGGCAGCACCCCCAGGAGCCCUGGCAGCACCAGGAGCCCUGGCAGCACCAGGAGCCCUGGCAGCAGCAGCAGCAGCAGGAGGAAGCCCACCCCGCUGCCCCCUGGCACCGCGCCCGCCCCGCGGCCCUGCCAGUCCCAGCCCUGCCUGCACGGUGGCACCUGCCAGGACGACGGGCACAACUUCAGCUGCAGCUGCCCCGCGGGCAGAGGAGGGGCUGUGUGUGAGAAAUCCCCAGCCUCCAGCCCGUGGGAGGCGGCGUUCGGGGGCCGCUCGGUGCUGGCGCUGCGCACGCUGCGCGCGUACCACACGCUGCGCAUCGCGCUGGAGUUCCGCGCGCUGGAGCCCAGCGGGCUGCUGCUCUACAACGCGCAGCGCCACGGCAAGGACUUCAUCUCGCUGGCGCUGCGGGCCGGCUUCGCGCAGCUCAGGUUUGACACGGGCUCUGGCACGGGCACCGUCACCAGCCGCGUGCGGGUGGCGCCGGGGCGCUGGCACCGGCUGCUGGUGACGCGGAACCGGCGCACGGGCACGCUGGCCGUGGACGGGGAGCCCCCCGUGAGCGGGCACAGCCCCCCGGGCACCGACGGGCUCAACCUGGACACCGAGCUCUUCAUCGGGGGCGUGCCCGACGAGCACGCCGCACUGGCGGCCGAGCGCACGGGUGCCAGCGGCGGCCUGCGGGGCUGCGUGCGGGCGCUGGCCAUCAACAACCGCGGGCACGAGCUGCGCCAGGGCGCCGGCGACGUGCUGUACGCCAGCGGCGUGGGCGAGUGCGGCACCGAGCCGUGCCAGCCCAGCCCCUGCCACCACGGGGGCACCUGCCACGCCCAGGACCUCGGCAUGUUCCAGUGCCAGUGCCCCGAGGCCUACACGGGCCCCACGUGUGCCUUGGAGAGGAACCCGUGCGAGCCGUCGCCGUGCCACCCCUCUGCCACGUGCCUGGUGCUGCCCGCCGGGGGGGCGCUGUGCGCGUGCCCCGUGGGCCGCGAGGGGACCCUGUGCGAGCGAGUGACAGAGCAGGACCAGUCCGUGCCCUUCCUGCCCGAGUUCAACGGCUUCUCCUACCUGGAGCUCAACGGGCUGCAGAGCUUCGUGCCCGACCUGCAGGACAAGCUGUCCAUGGAGGUGGUGUUCCUGGCCCGGCAGCCCAGCGGGAUGAUCUUCUACAACGGGCAGAGGAGCGACGGCAGAGGGGACUUCGUGUCGCUGGCACUGCACCGCGGGCACCUGGAGUUCCGCUACGACCUGGGCAAGGGGCCCGCCCUGCUCAGGAGCAGGGAGCCGGUGCCCCUGGACACGUGGGUCAGUGUCCUGCUGGAGCGGAGCGGCCGCAAGGGCGUCCUGAGGGUCAACAACGGCCCCGGGGUGACCGGGGAGUCCCCGAAAUCCCGUAAGGUGCCCCACAUGGUGCUGAACCUCAAGGAGCCCUUCUACGUGGGGGGAGCCCCCGACUUCUCCAAGCUGGCUCGAGCAGCUGCCAUCUCCAGCGGCUUCCACGGAGCUGUGCAGAGGAUCUCCCUGGAGGGCGUGCCCGUGCUGAAGGAGCAGAACAUCCGCAGUGCCAGGGAGGUGUCCCCGUUCCGGGGGCACCCCUGCACCCAGAAGCCCAACCCGUGCCAGCACGGGGGCUCCUGCAGCCCCAGCCUGGGGGGCUACCACUGCUCCUGCCACAGGGGCUUCUCGGGGGAGCACUGCGAGAAGGUGAUCAUCGAGAAGGCGGCGGGGGACGCCGAGGCCGUGGCCUUCGAUGGCCACACGUACCUGGAGUACCACAACGCUGUCACCAAGAGCGAGAAGGCGCUGCAGUCCAACCACUUUGAGCUGAGCAUCAAGACGGAGGCGACGCAGGGGCUGCUGCUGUGGAGCGGGAAGGGGCUGGACAGGGCCGAUUACAUCGCGCUCGCCAUCGUGGACGGCUUCGUGCAGCUCAGCUACGACCUGGGCUCCAAGGCCGUCACGCUGCGCUCCAGCGUGCCCGUCAACACCAACCAGUGGGUGCACAUCCGCGCCUCCCGGGUGCAGAGGGAGGGCUCCCUGCAGGUGGGGAACGAGGCCCCCAUCGCCGGCUCCUCUCCUCUCGGGGCCACCCAGCUGGACACGGACGGGGCGCUGUGGCUGGGGGGUCUGGACAAGCUGAGCGUGCCCCAGCGCCUGCCCAAGGCCUUCAGCACGGGUUUCGUGGGCUGCAUGCGGGACGUGCUCGUGGACCGGCGGGAGCUGCACCUGCUGGAGGACGCCCUGAACCAGCCCCGGAUAUUGCACUGCUCGGCCAAAUAGAGCCCGGGACUCCCUCCCUGCCCCCUCCUCCCUCCCUCCUGCCUAUUGCUGUAAUUAUUUUCUAUUUUUGUAAACUUAUUGCUUUUUAUAUUUUUGGGGGGACAGGGAGGGCAGGAAACCCUUUUUGCUUUCGGGCUCUCGGGGCGGCGAGGCUCGGCCCGAGCAGCGGAACAAAGCUCGACCAGGCCCCGGGAAGAACCAGAACUCUCCCACUGCAGCGUCGAUCUUCUUCAUACUUGAAGCUUCUUUGUUUUUGGGGUUGUUUCCCCCCUUUUUUUUCCUGUUUUUUGGGGGGUUUGUUCCCAAAAACAACCCUGUUUUCCUGUGGGGGAAGUGCUGCUGGUGCUGGCGAGGCCUUGGCGGAUUCACGGGGUGGGAAUUCCCGCCCUGCUCCAGGCUCUGGCUCUUCCAAACCUUCUCCUGGCCCCGUGUUCACCUGACUCCUGCUGCCCCCUGUUCCUCUCACUGUAAUUUAUGUGUGUAAGGAUCUCAAGUGCUUUUCUCCUCCGAGCUCUGCUCGAAUCAGGGAUGCCACGCACUGGAAGGGAGAGCGCCGGGCCCGCGCUUCGCUCCGCGCCCGCCUCGGGACUCUUUGCUGGACUCAGAGGUGCUGGGGAGGCAAAAAUGUGGAUUUUUCCAGCGGUUCUCCUCCUCCUCUUCCUCUUGGACACGUGCAGGAGCAGCUGUGAAACCUCAUUCCCACAUUUCGUGUUCAUCCAGACGUGUCCUGACCCUCCCCAGCCAGCGAGCCUUGGCCUCCCUCAUGCUGGGGAUCACUUGGAGCUCCUCUCCAAGAGCUGGGAAUUGUCUCCCUCUUCCAAAAGGACCAGGAGAUUCCCUUUUCCCUCCUCGGAGAUCUCCUGGAUGUGUCCUUCCACGCCCCACAGCGUUCUCCAGCCUCUGCCUCCCAGCCUGGCAAGGCAGAGCUGCCACUGGAGCCUCUCCCACCAAGAGAAUUUGGGAUUUUUCACCUUGGACUUGGAGUUUUUGGGUCUUCCACAUCCUCUGGGUGCUUCCAGCCCAGCAGGAGCAGGAGAGAGGCUGGGGAGUGUUUGGGGCAAUUUGAAGCAUUUUCUUCCAGGAAAGAAAAAUUUUGGGGCCAGUUCUGAUGUUUCUGGGGUUUGGCUGCAGCUCGGGGUCUCCUGGAUGUGGAGAAGAGCAGAAGGAUCCCAGCUCUGGAAGAAAUCCCAUCUUCCAUUGGGAUUCCUUCUCCAUGGAAGGAUUUCCUGCUGCUUUGUGGCCUCUGUGUCCCUUUCCCACCCUCAGCCUGAAUUUCUGUGUGGAAAAACAACUUUAGGGAAUUCAUCUGUGGGAUCCCACUGGGUUCUGGGUGGGAGUUCCUGCCCAAGGUGCCAAAAUUUGGCUUUUUUCCCCUAAAUUUCGACCCCACCUUGCAGGGCACCCUUUGAAAUGGGGGUUUUGGCACCAACUUUUGAGCCAGGAAAGGUCAAAUUUCUUCUCUCAGGGUGAGCUCUGAACAAAGGUGGAACCAAGAGGGAAAACCAAUGGAAAAACCACUUGGAUCUGCUUUGAUUUCAUUUAUUUGAUUUAAAAAAAAAAAAAUAUUCCCAACCUGUGACAUUCCUGUGGAAAAUGCAGGGUUAAACAUUCCACGGGGGGCUGUGCCCUGUGUGGGAUGAGGGCUCUGCUGUGCCUGGGGCCUCCGUGGGUGCCAAAAUUCCCAUUUUUUGGGUCAGUGUUGGGAUUCCUGGUGGGAAGUGCUGGGGUGGGGUGGGAGGGAGGGGUCUGGGAAUCCCCCAGUCCAUAUUUUGGGAAUGGCAUUCCCAGCUGGGCUGCUGUUCCAGCUCCAGAGGGAUGGGGAAGCUGCUGAUUUUCAGGAACGAAAAAACAACAAAAAAACCCCCAAGAAUUGAACAAAAAUAAACCUAAAAACUCAUUCUGCUUUGGCUGGGGCUUGGAAAUGCCUUAAACCAGGAUUUGUGUCCUCGUGGGGGAGCAUUUGGAAUUUCCAGCAGCGCAUUCACCUGGGCUUUAUUUUUAACAACAUUUCUACCACAGAACGUGCAAAAAAAAUCAAAAAAACAACAAAAAAAAAGACAUUGAGGUUGGGUGUUUUUUCUGGAUUUUUUUUUUGCUUUUUUUUUUUAAUUUCAAGCCCUGAGGUGUCCGUGGAGAGGGUGAAUUCCUGCCUCUGGGAGCUGCUGGCUGGGCUGUGGCGGGCGAUGCGCAGUAGAGGAGCAGCAUGAUGUAACCAUUACUAACUCGUGUCUUUCGUCAAAUCACCCAGAAAUAAAGUUUGGAAACGAUUCAA